Molecule: messenger RNA, 910 nt
Organism: Cyprinodon tularosa
Lineage: Eukaryota; Metazoa; Chordata; Actinopteri; Cyprinodontiformes; Cyprinodontidae
Gene: fadd
Product: Fas (tnfrsf6)-associated via death domain
Exons: 2
Coding region: 60-650 (196 amino acids)
Biological process (GO): regulation of apoptotic process; signal transduction
Molecular function (GO): protein binding
Source: RefSeq, a predicted model, not a curated record
CCUUUCCCGUAGUGACGCAGGCGGAAGUGAAAGGAGUGUUUUGUCGGAGCUGCGGUGACAUGAGCGCCUCCAGCUUGAACUCCGUCCUGCUGGACAUUUCCAACCAGCUUCAUGAGGACAACCUGGAGAAGCUGAAGUUCCUGCUCAGAGAUGUGAUCAAGAAGCAGAAGAUGGAGAAGAUCCACAGCGGACACCAGCUGUUCGAGGCUAUGGCGGAAAGAGGCCAGCUGGGCAGCGACAGGACGGACUUCCUGUCCAACCUUCUGAAGGAGAUUCACCGAGAAGAUCUGUCCGAGCAGCUGGACAGGCUGAAGGUCCGGACUGAGGUUCCCAGCGGCGGCCUCACUGACUCAGACAGAGCUAAACUGGACGCCGCCACGCAGGUGAUCAGCCAGAAUCUGGGCAAGAACUGGCGCAAACUUGGACGCAAACUUGGACUGAGUGAGGCGAAGCUGGAGUCCAUCGCACUGCGGCAUCCCACCGACCUGGAGGAGACGGCCAUGGAGCUGCUGAAGGAGUGGAGGAAGAGCGGAGUAGCCGGGGCGCCCACGGACGAGCUGCUGGCGGCUCUGAGGGGCGUUCAGCUCAACCUGACGGCCGACAAGAUACAAGAUAAACUGAGACAGGAGGGGCUGAUGGCAGCCGACUAGAGGCGGAGGACGGGGCCGACCCGGCCGCUUUUUAAAAACAUCUUAUCAGAUGAUGAGCAACUUUUGAUUUACAGAAAGGAUCCUGGAACCAUGAUGCAGAUGAUUGGGACUGAUUCAGAGGCAGAGAGGUUAGCAUGAUGGCGGUCCGCCUCCCUCUGAGGUCACAUGCUGUCGCUUUCAAAUCCAAUCAGAAAAAGUUAUUUUCAUGAUUCAUGCUGAUAAUAAAGAUUUGCUGGACCUCCUCUGAACCCAACAGGCUA